AGAUCAAAAAAAGUGGGUUAUGAUGGGUGAGCUGCCAGCCCCAGUCAUGCCCCCGCUUCACUAAGCCUGGGCCUGAGAUGUCAGCGGCACACGGAUUUCACUUUCCACCUUAGUUACAAAAACCCUCCCAACAAUCUAAAAUCCCAGCCAUUGUGCUGCCACCAACUCAGAUUUGCAGUCUGCGCACGUUUUUAGUGUUUGUUUGUCUUUGCCGAUGUGUGAGUCAUCUCUAAAACUCUGAAGAGUGUCUGAUAUAUCUCAGGAUCUGAGCAGACCUCAAACCCAAAAAUGUGUGGUGUGAUUUGCUGCUGUGUUUGUGGACGAAUACUCAGGCAUUUAAUCACAGCGUGCCUGUGCAGAAGUUGGUGUGUCUGUACGUUUACACUGUCUGCAGACGAUGGGAUUUGGGCUGAAUGUAGGCCAGCAGAAUCCCUGUUACGUCAAAGGCAGGCAGGCGGGCAAAUGCAGGAGGAGAGCUGCUGGUGGUUGUGCAGCUGUGACCAUGGAGGAGGCUGUGGCGCACAUCAGUCUGCCAGAGCACCGCUGGCGGUGAACAGGGAGAGAAGCAGCUAGGAAGAGACGGAGAGCGCCAACGAUGAAGACCGUGCUCAGCCUGCACAGGAAAUGGGCCCACGCGGUCAAGACUAUACGUAUCCUUCAGGGACUCAACCCGGUCAUGGAGGAGACCGUGUGGGAGCAGUACACCGUGACCUUGCAGAGGGAUCCGAAGAUGGGCUUUGGCAUCGCAGUGUCAGGGGGGCGAGACAACCCGAACGAGGAAAGUGGCGAGACAUCCAUUGUGGUGUCCGACGUCCUGCAAGGAGGACCUGCUGAUGGCUUGUUGUUUGAGAAUGACCGAGUGGUGCAGGUGAACGCCAUCCCCAUGGACGGGGCCAUCCACUCCUUCGCUGUCCAGACCCUCAGGAAGUGUGGCAAAGUAGCAAAGAUUACAGUCAAGAGGCCCAGGAAGGUUCCAGUCAAUCUGCUGAACCGUCCCCCGUCACCUGAUGACAGAGUCUUCAACAACGACUACAAUGACGAUUAUUACGAGCAGGACCGCCGCAGUAUGUACAGCAGCCGGAGUGGAGGUGGGCGGGACCACAGCCUGGAGAGGGAGCGAGGCGGGGGAGGCUACAUGGAUUCUGGCUACCAAACACGUGAGCGUGACUACGACAGGGACUAUGACCGGCGGGAACGUGGUAGAGGCACAGAGAGAGACCUGAGCCCGGACCGGCAGUACAAGAGAGAUGGCAGCAGAGGUCGCACUUUGGACCGAGAACGCAGCCCGGAUCGCCCCUACAAGGGGGACCACAUGCCCGUGCGCGACUACAGCCCGGACAGAAGGUACCGCAGCGAGCACGCGUUAGACCGAGACCACAGUCCCGACCGGCGCUACCGCAGCGAGCGAACGUUGGACCGCACCAACAGCCCAGACCUGCGCUACACACGUGACAGCCCUGCACGAGGCCGCGGCCGCGACCACAGCUUCGAACGAGGACGGGAACGCAUCCCCAGUGACCUGAGGAAGUACGAGGAGCCGCCAAAGCGGAGUGGGAGCAGAGACCGUCUGGAGCGCUCCCCGUCACCUGUCGCCAUGCCCAUCCCUCUGCCCCGCCCCGCCCGGGACUUGGAGCCACUAGAGAAACCCAUGAAUGUGCUGCUGCUGAAGAACCGGCCCAACGAAGAGUAUGGCCUUCGUCUUGGCAGUCAGCUCUUCAUCAAAGAGAUGACCAGCACAGGACUUGCCAGCAGAGAUGGGAACCUGCAGGAAGGGGACAUUAUUUUAAAGAUUAACGGUACGGUGACAGAAAACCUGUCACUCAGCGACGCAGGGAAGCUGAUCGAGAAGUCCCGCGGGAAGCUGCAGCUGGUGGUGCAGAGAGACAAACGGCAGGUGCUGAUCAGAGUCCCCCCAAUGGCGGACAGCGACUCGGAAAUCGAUGAUAUCUCCGAGAUUGAGUCGUACCGCUCCUACUCUCCGCAGGAUGACAGGCGGGGCCACCACUCCGACCUCUCCUCCCACUCCUCCAAUGAGAGGCUAAGAGAAAAGCCCAGAGAGGAUCCACCCAACAGACUGGCAAAAAUGGGCGCCAUGCCAACACCAUUCAGAAUUCCGGACAGGGCUGUAGAAGACAUGCCCCCUUUGUCAGCAGAAAGGGAGGAGCCCAGACCAGAAACGCCACCAGUACUAGCAGCCACUGUAGUUCCAAGGGUUCAUGCUCCUCCUAAGUUGCCCCUAAAGCCAAGCAUAGAGGACCUGGAAGUGUAUGGGCCGAACACAGUGAUGGUGCGUUUCCAAAAAGGAGACAGUGUGGGUAUGAGACUGGCAGGGGGAAAUGAUGUUGGCAUCUUCAUUGCUGGUGUUCAGGAGGACAGCGCAGCUGAGCAGGAGGGUCUCCGCACAGGAGAUCAGAUCAUGAAGGUGAACAACAUGGACUUCAGAGGCAUGGUGCGUGAGGAUGCUGUCCUGUAUCUCCUGGAGAUUCCCAAAGGAGAAGAUAUAACCAUUCUUGCUCAAAGCAAACCUGAAGUGUACAAGGACAUUUUAGCAUCUGGCAGAGGUGACUCUUUCUUCAUCAGGACCCACUUUGAGUAUGAGAAGGAGUCCCCUCAGAGCCUCCCUUUCACCAGAGGAGAGAUCUUCAAAGUGACGGACACACUUUAUGAUGGCAAACUGGGCAACUGGCUCGCAAUCCGCUCUGACAAAGACAACCAGCUGCGGGAGAAAGGAAUCAUCCCCAACAAGAGCAGAGCAGAACAAAUGUCCAACGUCCAGAAUGCCGCUCGGGUAGCGUCAGGCAACGACAGAGGAGACUUCUGGAGGCUGAGAGGUCAAAGGGCGGCGAAGAAGAAAGACUUACGCAAGAGCCGAGAGGACCUGAGCGCAGCUCCAGUCACCACAAAAUUCCCUGCAUACGAGAGAGUGGUCUUACGCGAAGCUGGUUUCAGGAGACCAGUGGUGAUAUUUGGGCCCAUUUCCGAUGCUGUGAAUGAAAAACUGGCCAAUGACAUGCCGAGCGAGUUUGUAGUCGCCAAAACGGAGCCCAAGGAUGCCGGAAGUGAGAAAUCCUCCGGAGUGGUGAGACUAAACACCAUCAGACAAAUCAUUGAACAGGACCGUCACGCUCUGCUUGAUGUGACUCCCAAAGCUGUGGACACUCUGAACUACACCCAGUGGUAUCCCAUCGUCCUCUUCCUGAACCCAGACAGCAAGCAAGGCGUCAAGACCAUGAGGAGCCGCCUCGUACCCGGAUCUACCCGCAGCGCACGCAAACUGUAUGAGCAGGCCGUCAAGCUGAGGAAGGCCUGCUCGCACCUGUUCACUGCGACUAUCGACCUGAACUCGGCCAAUGACGCGUGGUAUGGCAGCGUGAAAGAUUCAAUUCAGGAGCAGCAGGACAGAGCUGUGUGGGUGUGUGAGGGCAAGUUGGACGGUUCAGACGAGGACCUGGAUCUCCAGGACGACCGCAUGUCCUACCUGUCGGCAAUGAGCGCAGACUACCUGAGCAUGGACAGCCGCCUAGCCAGCGACUACGAGGACACAGCGGACGAGGGCGGGGCUUACACGGACAACGAGCUGGACGAGACACUGGACGAGCCCCAGCCGGUGUCGGCCAUCAGUCGAUCAUCGGAGCCCGUACUGCCAGAGGAGAAGCCUCACCCUGAACCCCGGGCUCGUAUGAGGAGGGCAGGGAGCAGAGAGAUGCUGAACCGAGACCCCAGCCCUCCUCCUCCUUUUACCCCCGAACCCCCGAAGGUGCGGGUUCAGAAUCGGACCGAGUCCUCGCGCAGCUAUGACUCGCACUCCAGCAGCACCAUCAGCAGCGAUGCAGCCGGUGUAAACAAGCCGCUCCCCCCUCCUGUGGCCCUCAAGCCCACCAUCCCCCGUCUGAACCAGCCGUCAGUGGCGAAGGGGCCGGGGGAGGAGGACCCCGCCAACACAUCCUUCCUCGGCAAGAUUAAAGCUUUUGAGAAGAUGGACCACCUGGCCCGAGCUCAGAGGAUGCUGGAGCUGCAGGAAGCAGAAAAUGCUCGAUUGGAAAUCGCCCAGAAGCAUCCAGACAUCUACGCUAUCCCAGUGAAACUGCCAAAACCCAACCUCAACCGUCCUCAGCCAAUAGGUUCGAGCUCCAACCCCGAGCAGCAGCCUCCCUUCCGACCGUACUCUGAGUCCAGAGGCUACGAGGACGACGAGGCCGACUACCGCAGGCAGCUGGCCGACCAGACCAAGAAAGGAUACUACAAUCCUCAGAAAUACAAAGACACUGAGCUGUAGGCUGAGAAACCAGGAAGUGACAUCAUCAGCUCAUCUGGACUCCUCCCUACAUUAAUUGCCGUGGUAACCGCUCAUGCAGCACUACCUUGAUGUAAACUCUCAGAACUUUGUUUGAGGUCCAUUGUAACACUAAUUUCAGACACUUUUCAAUACACAAACUAUUCUUACAAAGAGCGUAUUUUGGCAAACAAAAAAUGAACCUGUUGAUAUUUCAGUGUAUAUAUUCUUAUUUUUAUUUUUUUUUUUAAGUGUCUGAAGGUUUUAUUCCCCCCCAGCCCCUCAUGUAUUACUAUGGCAUUAGAGUCACCGAGACAAGUUAAAAGAUUAAUACCUCACGAUUCUUUUAAACACCCAGGUUGUUAAACUACACUUUUUAGUUUUGAAGGUAUUUCCAGAAUGCUUAAAGACUCUUCCAACCAAAAACUAUUACAUUUAACUCCUUUCUAACUUAGGUUGCUCCUGUUUUUUUUAGAAAACUAUGGUCCGUAACAAUAUUUAAGCAAUAGCUCAUGACAGGCGGUUGCGUCAAGCCGAACAACGCCCCUUAGCUGCUUUAUAAUCACGUCUUACAACCUUAAGUGGCCUACUGCUUUUAUAAAACUGUCUUCAAGUAUGGCAAUAUGAAAGUAAGUCACAUUCCAAUUUAAAUAGAUCCUCCUGGGCUGGCUGGCUGGCUGACUGCACAUACCAAGGCGGUUGCUACGGAACACAGCACAGGUAACGUUAGCCUACAUUAGCAGCUAGCACAGACUAUUUCUUUAGCUUAAUGCUAAAGAAAGGCACUCAACACAAACUAACUUAUCGAGACAGCAGUAGACCAGCGACUAACCAAUCAAGGCAGCGGUAGAACAGGAACUCCGGUGGCUUUUUCUAUUUACAAAUAUAAAACUUGUUUCACAUAUUGAGGAAGGACAUAUGGCCAGCUACCAUCUUUGUUUUGAUCAGGGAAGUCUUUGAGGAUUCUGGAACGAACUAAAACAUCAGUAAGUCAUGUUGGACAACCUUUUGGGUUUUGUCAAAGAUAUUUUUCAGAAAAGCCCCUUACCUGUGUUACUGGAGUUAACACCAUGCUGCAACCACACCGUAGAUAUGGUACAGAUACUGUGUACAGUAUCUACGUUUUACUUUCUAUUUAGUGCAUUUUUUUUUGUAUGCCACCAACUGUCUAACCACACACACACACGCGCAGCAGCAGCACACUUUGAUGUCAAAUAGGUGUUGGUCUUCCUCUUCUUGUUCCUGUCCUGCCAUGUCAAGAUUUAUUGUACCUCGCUACAUUCCUGAUCGGACAUUUGGAUAUAUCUACACACUACCCUGUGCAUUCUGGGAAGCGGCAUAUUUUCAAGUGCCUUGUAGCUCUGAUGUUAGCUUGGGGGAAAAAAUGAAAAUCAACAGUACAAUGUUCUUAAAUUGACAAAACAAACUCAUACAUGCACCAUCUGUUUCUUCUACUUCUGAGUUAAAAAAACAUAUGGACGUCAUGACAAGCUAACAUGUCUUUUAGUAAAUAGAGACAUGAUGUCACAGACUUUACUGUUAGAAUAUAAUCAUGUACAGAAUAUUCAGACGAUGGUGUGAAGAAUUACUUAGAGGUGCAGCACAGCUGAGGCCGAUAUGUCUUUACGAGCUGCUUGCCACCAGAGACAAUCACAUUGUGGUGGCAUAUAUGUUUUUAUAUUAAAUAUACAUAAACUCCGUCAAGUCUUUGUACACAGGAGCAUCUGGAAUGUGGUGAUGACAAUCAUUGAUCAUGUCUUUUAAAUGUCUGUUAGUUACUUUUUUUAAGUUUGUGAUCUCCUUAGUGUUACAGAACAGUCAAUUCAAAUAAAUAAAUCUCUUUUUUACAUUG
This is a messenger RNA of Perca flavescens (yellow perch), 6125 nucleotides long. It is a transcript of the gene tjp2a, whose product is annotated as tight junction protein 2a (zona occludens 2). The transcript has 24 exons. The coding region runs from base 596 to 4276 and encodes 1226 amino acids. NCBI's taxonomy places the organism in Eukaryota, Metazoa, Chordata, Actinopteri, Perciformes, Percidae. The record is from RefSeq and is a predicted model, not a curated record. Gene Ontology annotation, biological process: positive regulation of blood-brain barrier permeability; cell-cell adhesion; cell-cell junction organization. Gene Ontology annotation, cellular component: bicellular tight junction; plasma membrane. Gene Ontology annotation, molecular function: cell adhesion molecule binding.